GGAUUACGGCGCAGGCGGUGGACCGCGGCGCGGCUCCCCGGGCUGCAGCCAUUGCGCGGCGGAGCAUCCCGCAUUCAACAGGAGGGACCCGCCGACCGCGCCGAGCCCCCCGCCCGCCGCAGCCGCAGCCCGAGCGCCAUGGCCAAGGAAGGCGCCGAGAAGGCGGAGGAGACGGAGCAGAUGAUCGAGAAGGAGGCGGCCCGGGAGCCGGCCGAGGGCGGCGGCGGCGGCUCGCAGCGCCUGGGGGACGCCCGCGAGAUGCGCGCCGUGGUGCUGGCCGGCUUCGGGGGGCUCAACAAGCUGCGGGUCACGCGCAAGGCCAUGCCCGAGCCGCAGGACGGCGAGCUCAAGAUCCGCAUCAAAGCCUGUGGCUUAAACUUCAUUGACUUGAUGGUGCGACAAGGGAAUAUCGACAACCCCCCGAAGACACCCCUGGUGCCCGGGUUUGAGUGUUCCGGGAUCGUGGAGGCGCUGGGGGACAGCGUGAAAGGCUACGAGAUCGGGGACCGAGUCAUGGCAUUUGUCAAUUACAACGCCUGGGCCGAGGUGGUCUGCACCCCCGUGGAGUUCGUCUACAAGAUCCCGGACGACAUGAGCUUCCCCGAGGCCGCCGCCUUCCCCAUGAACUUCGUCACGGCCUACAUGAUGCUCUUUGAAGUGGCCAACCUCCGGGAAGGGAUGUCCGUGCUGGUGCACUCGGCGGGCGGCGGCGUGGGCCAAGCGGUGGCUCAGCUGUGUUCCACCAUCCCCAACGUGACCGUGUUUGGAACAGCUUCGACGUUCAAGCACGAGGCGAUCAAAGACUCCGUGACCCACCUCUUCGACCGGAACGCAGACUACGUGCAGGAAGUGAAAAGGAUCUCUGCAGAAGGCGUGGACAUCGUUCUGGACUGCCUUUGUGGGGACAACACUGGGAAGGGUCUCAGUCUUCUCAAGCCGCUGGGAACCUACAUCCUAUAUGGUUCAUCCAACAUGGUGACUGGAGAGACCAAGAGCUUUUUCAGCUUUGCAAAAUCCUGGUGGCAGGUAGAGAAGGUCAACCCCAUCAAGCUGUACGAGGAGAACAAGGUCAUCGCCGGCUUUUCCCUCUUAAACCUGCUCUUCAAGCAGGGCCGUGCCGGCCUCAUCCGCGGAGUGGUGGACAGACUCUUGGGGCUGUACAACCAGAAGAAGAUCAAGCCCGUGGUGGACUCGCUGUGGGCCCUGGAGGAGGUGAAGGAGGCCAUGCAGCGGAUCCACGACCGAGGAAACAUCGGAAAGCUAAUUCUGGACGUGGAGAAAACCCCAACACCCCUGAUGGCCAACGACAGCACCGAGACCAGCGAGGCUGGGGAGGAGGAGGAGGACCACGAGGGCGACGGCGAGAACAAGGAGCGGAUCCCCUUCAUCCAGUGAGGCCCCCGGGACGAGAGGAGGGGCCGGCUGGCGCCCCUCGGGCCCUCGAGCAAACGCCGUAGCCAGUGUGUGUCGUGUUCGUCUGCCGUCGGCUGAGCUUAACACAGGCGCUGUUGAUCAUUGUUGUGUUUUGAAAUUAAGUGCCAACCCCAUCCCAUGCAGUAUUAGGGUCCCUCCCCCGCCGGGCACCCCCGCCCCUUCCUCCAGACCCUCUCUGGGGUCCCUCGCGACAGGUCCGAACAAUCCGGCAAACCCGUGCGCCCAUUCACCGCUGCCCAGGGUCUGCGAGACCAGGCAGAGGCGAGGCAGGGCGGGGGGACAGGUCACCAGGGCCACCCCAGGCGAAGAUUCUUCAGGCCAAAUGACAUUUCUCCGCUGCCAGCCACCCACACUUGAGACGAGAAUACCCGCCAGAUGGGGCAGGUCAGAGGGGUGAUCUCCUGAGCCAACGGCCCAGUCUUGGGGUACACCUGCCUCUCCCCCACCCCCGCCCCCGGGAGGGCCAGGGAGCUGGCCAGGCCCACCCGCAGUGGCCUGGGCUGGGUCUGACAGACGCAGGGAAACACGUGCAGGUCCUUGAGGGCUGAAGGCGGCCCUGCCCGGGAAGGUCCCUCCUCCCAGGCCCCGGCUCCAGAGCUCACCCUCCCCGGGGGGGUCGCGUCUAUUUCCACUUCAUUUUUCAGACACAAGCACCGUGUGAUUUCGGAAGCCGUGACUCAGGCAUGCCCACAUUUGCCCACGUGCCAGUGGCAUGACCAAGCCUGCUCUUCUUAGUCCCCGUUUGACCGGGAGACCUCCCCGAGCACCCACGUGGGGGAGAAACAACCCACUUGUAUCUUUUUUUUAACUGUCGUUUUUGCCAAAGCCCGCUCCCACCUAGAGGCCAUCUGAUACCAAAUGAACAGAAAAUUAUGGUGCAGACUCUUGGCCAGACCCUGCCCUUGGGAGCUGGGGGCCUCCCCCUCGCCUGCUACUGGUCCCCUAGAAACUGCCUCCCCCCCCCCUUGGCCAGGGGGGCACAGCCACCCACCGGAAGAGGAGUCACAGGAUUUCCACGGGCCGGUUCCUCUUUCCCGCCUCCCCAGCCCCCUUGGCACCAAGAAUCGACUCCAGCCCCCAAACUCAAAGAAGCCGCAACACCAGCACCAGCACCCAGCUCACUUCCUGUCCCUCGAGGCCUGGGGCGUGGGGAGGGGGAGGGGGUCCCCCACGGCAUGACCAGGCAUGUGAUGGCCAGCUCUGUCAACCGUGAGCCGCUGGGCAGACAGGAAUGGGCGUGUCUUGGCCACCCCCACCCCCAGCUGCCCCCCCGGAAAGAAGCCCCUUUGUCCAUGGGGUCCUCAAGGUCUCUUCCUGCCCUACUCUGGGGGCGAUGACGUUCUUCUUCCCCACAGUGGGAGCUUGUGUCAAACGGGGGGCGGGGGAGGAGACGGAUGUUGCCCACUGCUGACCCCAGGCUGGAUGAGAGAACCCCUCCCCCCACCUCUCCCUUUCCUCCCCGAAAACCCACGUCCAGUUCUGGCCUUUCUGAUCACCCAUCACUGCCCUCCCAGGCCCCCUUGUGGAGAGCUGUGUGGGUCGGUCACGGCCCACCCACCCCCCAGAACCGUGCGACAAUGGGGUCUUGCAGAGAACCACGUGCCAAGCGACAUUCCCGGGGAAGGGGCUGGACACAGGGGCUCCUAGGGCCCGCGAGCAGGGGGGCAUCUCCAGGCUCGGAAUCCCGAGGGGAGCUGGCUGCACCAGGCAUGCCCACCCACCCCCCCCCAAAAAAAAAGGUGGUGUUGUUUUCAGUGACUCAUCGUGCCGGGCAGUUGGGGAACGUCCUUCCACCUGCCGAGAACCUGGGAGAGGGGUGAGGGCGGGGGUUCGCCUCCAAGUGUGGCGCAGAGCGCAGUGUCCGCCUGCCCGUCUCCUGGUGCUGGACACGGCAGCCGCGUGUGGUCACCUUGACAGGACCUGCCAGGGCGUCUCUGUGACCUGAGCCGGGGGAGUGACCCGAGACAUUGUCCAAUGUAUUUGUGGCUUUAGAGCUUUUGUUAUAUUGUGCCUACAAAGCAAAUUAUGUUUACAGACGAAAUAUAAAUAAAAAAGUAUUCAGCAUAGCA
This is a messenger RNA of Sorex araneus (European shrew), 3503 nucleotides long. RefSeq names its product vesicle amine transport 1 like (gene VAT1L). The transcript is spliced from 9 exons. The record is from RefSeq and is a predicted model, not a curated record. Bases 139 to 1395 code for a protein of 418 amino acids. Gene Ontology annotation, molecular function: oxidoreductase activity; zinc ion binding. NCBI's taxonomy places the organism in Eukaryota, Metazoa, Chordata, Mammalia, Eulipotyphla, Soricidae.